Ornithodoros turicata is the source of this 3962-nucleotide messenger RNA. RefSeq names its product oocyte zinc finger protein XlCOF15-like. Gene Ontology annotation, biological process: regulation of transcription by RNA polymerase II. Lineage: Eukaryota; Metazoa; Arthropoda; Arachnida; Ixodida; Argasidae. The transcript has 3 exons. Gene Ontology annotation, molecular function: RNA polymerase II cis-regulatory region sequence-specific DNA binding; DNA-binding transcription factor activity. Bases 2898 to 3557 code for a protein of 219 amino acids. The record is from RefSeq and is a predicted model, not a curated record.
AGUGUCAUCGGCAUCACGGCAUGUCCGCGCCGAACACAGAAAUGUGGGAGUAGCACAAUCACAAUUGUUCUUUAGAUGUCGUUGCUCCACUAUGUCAUGUUGCCCAAUAGUGUUGAAGUAUAACUACAUAGAGAGCCGUGGCAUCACCUACCGUAGGAUCAUCGAUUUGGCAUCGGAAACCAUAGUCGGAAACCACCAUUCACAGUAGGAAGAAGGGCGCUUUGUCUUUGAAGGCUACUUCUUAGGUUAUAGAUACGGCGGUGACCCUCUACUGAGGUGAGAGCGCUUCAUGGCAUGCUGGCUUACAGUUCUUGUAUCUGGUCUUGCGGGUUGAUUUGUACGGUACUGUUGAUUUCCCAACCUGACCGGGAAAGGCCGGGUCAAGCUAACACAGCCGUACUAGAUUACCACUAAACACAUAAAGUAUCACUAAACUAGCUAAGCUACCUAAAGAACUAUGCCAGGUACAGACCAAUACUCACAUUAUUGUAAUGGCUGCAGGGUGUCCACAAAUCUGACACAUUAUAAGCAUCUGCCAAAGUUUAUUGGCAUUCGGGACUUCUCAAGGCAGUCUGCAGGGAUCGUAAUGAAGCUGAAGUGGGAAAAAAAUAACGUAUUCGCACUACAUUUUAUGCUGGAGGAAUUUCACGUCAUUCACAUACAGUUUGUAUCAGAUUUGCCGUUGGGUCCUGUUCUUUGCUUGCGUAUCGAGAACAACAAUGUGAAAUGAAUGAAUGUGAAACAAAAGUCUGCAUUUUAUUGCGUCGUAUGCUAAUUAAAGUGCUUUUUAAGGCAACGUCACUGGGAACAAUGCUUCAUUGCGAGGGACUAUCUAAUUUAUUGCGCGUAUACAAUGUGUUUGAAGAGAAACCGGCACCACUCUCAGUGCGUGGCGAGAGGGAUAAAAAGUCUUGUCCAGGGAACAUUCUUGCUCCUUUGCUUGCUCAUGCUCAACUCACUCACCACCUUGAGCAUGAAUGAGCGUCUCAUGAGAGAGUUUUUCCAAAGUUGGGGAUGCCUUUGCAGCAGAAUUCUAGGUAACCUGUUACUCUAACUAGGUUUGGCAACUUGCAACUUAACUCUGUACUUUUGUGCCAUGGUAACCUCCAGAGGAACUAGCCCCCCUUUUUUUUUUCUUUCUUUUUGUAACCUUUUUUUAGCUCAUUCCUUUUUCAGGUAACUAUGCCAAAGCAACUUAAGCUAAGUUCCAAGUUACUUUUAAUUCCCUUUUCACUAACGUACACUUAUUUUCUUGCUUUCUCUUUCUCUGUGUUCUUUGACUGCAUUUUUAUGCCAUAAAACGUGAUACUGUAUAAGUAGUAAUUUUCGCGAUGACCUAUUUUUCGCGAAAUUCGCGAACGCGCUUUUUUCGCGAAUUUAAAGUCCCGCGAAAUAUUCGAACCAAUGACAGAAAAAUACGUGAAAGAAAUAUGUAAGAAAUUUGACCCAGGACGCUGAGGCAACUUAUGUAUACGGAGUUUCUUACGCUGUUACACUGCAUUGCCUCGCAAAGUGUUCAGUUCGCCGCUGCAACUGGAGACUGUAGUCCCGCCUUGACGUACGAAUCCCGCGCGGAUGUAAGCCUCCAGUGAUUCCGGUUCCUUGUAAGCCUGGCUCAUCCAGCAAGCGCGUAUGCACUCUGCCACGCGUAUAGACCUUUGCAAAAGUUGUCGCAUCACUACCAAGUGCCAAUCGCACCUGCUCGGUGCGAUGACAGGAAUGACGGGAGACAGGGCAAUUGGGCAAUGGCACAGAUACGAGCCGAGUAGGACCCCGUAAUCGCAUCCCUUGCAGUCAAAAGUGCUCAGAAGGAAGACAAAUUGAACGAGUUACCCAGUUGUGAUACCUUUUAUUAGCUUCUUCCAGGAAGUCCAAGGUGGAUGGCCCCUAAGAUGCAAGGUGGACGCAGCGCGGUACCGCGAAUUUAAGGUUCCGCGAAUGAUCGCGCUUGAUCCUGGCUUCUCACAAAUUCGCGAAUUAUUGAGCCCGCGAAUUUAAGCACUUAUACAGUAUUCAAUCAAUUAAUAUAUUGUAUUCAGGAAGUAAGAACCGUUGUGAUUGAAAUGAAGCUGAACCAUUGUGCACCCACAGGGACUAAGAUGCAACGCGUUUGAAUUGUUGGACAUAAGUGAAAACGAUCUAAGCCUGUUGCACUCCUCCGCAGGCAACUCAAGGUCUAAAUCAACUGCUCAUGAGUGCAGCACCUGUGUGGUGCUAUUUUAUGUACAAAGUAACUUGGAAGUGACUCGUUCCUGCCUUAAGUAACUCUGUAACUUAUUUAAAUUUUUCACACGCUAACUUAGCCAGUAACGAGUUAUUUUUUACGGGUAACUUCUCGAUCUAUGCCUUGCAGUGGUCUUGCUUAUUGAUUUAUUCUUUAUUAUAUGUACAUCAAGGUGGGCAAUUGCAUGACUCAGGGGCUAAAUCGUUUGGUCAUCGUAACUGAAACACAGUUUUUGAAUCACACUGAGAAUCUUAAGGCAGAUAAACUGGUAGUAACGAAAAAAAAAAAAAACACCAACAAGAUCCCGAUAACAGGAGCGAAGUGCUGGUUCCGAAAUAAGCUAUGUCUCGGUUACACACAACGUUGGAGGGAAGCGGCAAUCAUACCUGGACAGAGAGGGAGGUACAAGGGGGCGUUGAAACUUGAAACGACGGUCUAGCCGGGCUGAGGUGCGAGAUGGAGGGAAGAUCGAACGGGUGAUAAGUAGGGCCUGACCUCUUAGGGUUAUACCCGAUGAUGCCCGAUAUUCACCUCCCGAUUCUAAUCAGGAAAAACAGCGUUUAACCCAGUAUUUCCCCGAAAACUGCUGGGCCAGGGGAAUCCGAAGUCAUCACGACUAACACACAACUUUGGAAACUGGUGUCGUAACUGCAGACAUCUUGGCGCACGUGCCAUGUCACUGUAUGGCGUGGGCAUCACCAGAGUGUCCAACUUGGUCCAGGCAUCGGCACGGACGUGCUCCAGGGCCACACAGACACCAAGCUAUCGCUGUAACAAGGGCAGCAACACUCGCAUGAGCAAGCGCAGCAGGACUCGCGCAGUGCGUCACAGGCUGCGCGACGCCUGCACCAACACCAUCUUCUCCAUGGCCAAGUGGAACGGGAACCAGAAACCCUUUGUCUGCCAACUGUGCCUCAGGUCGUUCUCAACCAGGUCCCUACUGACCAGCCACUUGGAGUGCGUGCACGACGGAGAGGGAAAGUACGUCUGUGCCGUGUGCGAGAAGGAGUUUGUCUACAAGGACAGCCUGGAGCGCCACGAGCAGUUGCAUUCCAACGACAGCCGAUAUACGUGCCAACGGUGCGGCCGGACCUUCAGGGACCACACUAACCUGUGUGCGCACGUUCUGGUCGACGGCGGGGACAGGCCGUACGCGUGUACCCGCUGCGGAAGCACCUUCUCGGCGCUCACCUCUCUGAAGCAGCACACGGUGUCCGUCCACACCAAGGACUUUGAGUUCCCGUGUCACCUGUGCGGAGAGGGCUUUUCGUUUCCGCGCGCGCUUAAGAGGCAUCUGCAGAGAAAGCAUGCGGGUGCCGUGUGCAAGGAGUGAUCCCAUGGGUGCCUUCGUGCAGAGCCAAACUACAAUGUGUCUGUGCUGGUCAUGCAGCGUCGGCAGUUUCGUAAAGCAGGCUUCACCUCAAGCAGAAGCUUCGGGUGAAGCCCACCCUUGGGAGAUGUCAUUCGCUAUUCGCCGAAUAGUCGGAAAUCCGAAUGUUGGGCAUUCGAUUCGCGAACGAAAUACUUCGAGUGAUUGACAGUUGAUUCGAAUGCGAGAACUCGAAUAUCCACGCGCCGUGAAAUUCCGUGCCAAACGAAGGAUUCCGCGUUAUUUCGCGGAAAACCUGGGGCUUUAGCUAUCCCCCUACGUCCAUUUCUGCUAUCCCUUCAAUCAGGGAUAUCGCUACACCAUCACCCCCAGGGGGGUGUACACUCUCCCUGCAUUUUUGCACCCCCC